AUGUCAAUGCUCUCUGUCGAUGUAGACGAGGCCGAUGUGGAGGUUCUCAAGAAGAUAAUAGAGCGCUCUAGUGAACUCUUUUCCAAAAUUGACCUGCUGCUUCAUACGAUCACAAUGAAAACCCUGACGGCAUCCAAAAGCAUAAAACCAGUGUUUGCUGAAAUCAGUGUCUUAACUACAAAAAAGGACUCAAUUGAGGAGGGUCUCCUGUUGCUAUCAAGUGUUUCGGAGUAUGCUGCGCUUGCUUCAGAGGCGCAGAAGAUGCUUAGCACACCAAUUGAAACUGUUGGUGUUGUAAGAUACUUGCAACAGCUACUGGCAGGGCAAGAUCUUCUCAAGAAUAUGAAACGAGACAUUCGUGACUUUAGCGGCUGCGUAUUGAGUUUUGAUAAUUCUGUGCUGAUGGCUGAAUUGCGUGUCAUCUCCUACUUUUCUUCACUUUUUGGUGACCUAGAGGACAUGAAGCCGGACCUGCCCUCUGUGUCUGAGGCCAUCGCUGUCAUUGAGUACUUUGUAUCUCGGGGAGACCUGAUUAGUGUAUUCGAGGCUAUGGAAAAGGUUUUUGUUCAGAAGCUAAAUCUGGUGCUAACCCCCCUAGAAGCGGGCUGCACUCUACAAAAGCGUCCCGCCAACGCACCUUAUGAAAAGGGAACAACAGGUUUGACAGUAUAUACGAAGGAAAUGAUAAGCACAGUGAGUGGACUUACAAGUGCUUGCAAUCAAUUGGAGUUGGGCGACUCGCCGGUUUUAAGGAACACAAUUGCGACAUACUUGGGGACCCGUUUCUUGAAAAUUCUUUCAGGAUUUAGUCGCUUUGUUGAUUCCCUGGGACUCAGUGGCCAGGAUUUGAUUAUGCUCGACGUUUUGGAAAAUUUGAUGGUCCUAGACCUGGCCUUGCUGCAUUGGGGAUUUGGAUUCCUGACUGUUCUGGAGGUAGACCGCGAAUAUACCAAUUUAGUUACGAAAUGCCUGUCUCUACUUACAGAUUGGGUCAUGUUUAUCGAGAGCAGGGUUACUCAAAUGGACAGGUUCAAUCAAGAAAGUGUGCCACAAAUCGUGGUCGAGGUCAUAUCCAAGAUCCGCAGAAUCUCAGAAUUCGCAUCACUCUCAAUGCUCUUUGAGAAUAAAAAGCUUGGUAGUUGGCUAAAUGUCAAGCCACCUCUUCGAUUUGUUACCAUCUUCACCUCUGUUGUGCAAGGUGCAGAGGCUCUGAUGGACCCGCUUGAAUUCCUCAUGUCUUCAUACCUCCUGGAUUUGAUUGAUGAACUCAUGAUCGAACUUGAACUUGCAUUGAAGGAGGCUAGUGGUGAAAAUGGCAUGCGUAAACUGGCCCAAGGUUUCACUUUAAUAAAAAAUGUGGUCAUGAUAGAGACUAUCAUAAACCGACUGGACUCUUUAUACCGCAAAUUGGGUGCAAUUGGAAUGGAACGCCUUCAGCGCUUGAAAAAUCGUUUUCUCAAAAUGUUUUUGGACGAUUGGAACUAUGCCUCAUAUAUAAUCAUUCGUGACAUGACUCAAAUCACAACGACCAACGCCAUGAAUGGAGGACAAAAUAGCGGCAAAGAGAAGGAACAAAUCAAGGAACUAUUCAAGAACUUCAACGAAUCCUUUGAAGAGGCUCUUCGGAAUUAUGAGAAGUUUCAAAUCCAGGAGAAGGAUCUCCGUGGGUAUCUUUCAAAUGAAAUCAAAAAACUUAUACUCAACGCCUACAACAAGCUCUAUGACAAAUAUGGGAGCGGGGAAUUUACCAAAAAUAGGGCUAAGUACAUUCGGUAUGACAAAUUGCAGUUGGAGAGGCUAUUGAACGAAAAAUUGUAA
Australozyma saopauloensis is the source of this 1818-nucleotide messenger RNA. It is a transcript of the gene EXO70, whose product is annotated as GTP-Rho binding exocyst subunit. The record is from RefSeq and is a predicted model, not a curated record. Gene Ontology annotation, cellular component: exocyst. The coding region runs from base 1 to 1818 and encodes 605 amino acids. Lineage: Eukaryota; Fungi; Ascomycota; Pichiomycetes; Serinales; Metschnikowiaceae. Gene Ontology annotation, molecular function: phosphatidylinositol-4,5-bisphosphate binding. The transcript has a single exon. Gene Ontology annotation, biological process: exocytosis.